Closterium sp. Naga37s-1 is the source of this 5040-nucleotide messenger RNA. The record is from the annotation of a GenBank genome assembly. NCBI's taxonomy places the organism in Eukaryota, Viridiplantae, Streptophyta, Zygnematophyceae, Desmidiales, Closteriaceae.
AUGCCAGCUGCCGCAUAUGGCGGAGCCACGUCAUUGUUGUCCACGUCACCGCCUCCAGGUCAAGCAGACGGCUUUUCUUACGUCAGUCCUGCCGGCAUCGACGUCACCGCAACCCGUUCGGACCCCUCAUCCAUAUCAAACCUCUCCCGAACCUCCACCGGACCUCCGCUCUCCCAAGCUUCUACCGGGCGGUCUCUCUCCCGAGCCUCCAGCGGAGGCUUGAGCAGCAGCAGCUGGACCGGCGUUCCGCCUUGGGACUGGCCGGAGUCUCUAGCGCCCGCUUUCGUGGCGGGAGCAGCGGGCAACGGCGGCGGCGCAUGGGGGACAGUGAAUGGGUCAAGGGCGGGAGGAGGUGGCGCUGGGGAGGGUGCGCAGCAGCAGGGGGGAUUGCAGGGAAAGCCAGCCCUGGGAAUGCACUCUGUCGGCGGGUAUAUGCUCCCUGGGAGUGGGUAUGGCGGGACUGUUGCUGGUGGGAUGGGUGGAUGGGGAGGGUCAGGGGCCUUCAGCGGAGGGGGAGGAGCAGGGGGCGCAGGCGGAACGGGAGGAGCAGUGGGAGCGGUGGAAGCAGGGGCAGGUGGGAUUGGGAUCGGAAUAGAGGCAGGCGGAUCAGGUCGUCAAUCCUUCCUCGCAGCUUCCUCCACAUCCCCUCCUACGUUCACCCGUUCACUCACCGACCCUCGCAUCUUCGCCCCCCUCCAGGCCCCCUGGCACGCACCCGCGCUCUCCCCCUUUCCCGCUUCCGCCUCCCCCCCGCCUCCCCCUUCCGCCUACUCCCCGCCUCCCUCGUCCGCGUUUCCCCCGGGCUUCCCCCUGCCGUCCGUUGACCCCUUGUCCCCGCUGGGGGCGGGCGCGGACCUGCUGCUGUCCCCCACGCGCCCGCUGCCGGUGUGCCCGGCCAAGGGGCAGUGGGUGCGCGGCAGCCAGAUCGGCGCAGGGGGCUUCGGGAAGGUGUUUCAAUGCGUGAGCAGCAUGAGAGGAGACGUGUUUGCAGUGAAGCAGGUGGCGCUGGAUCGCUCCGAUGGUUCUGCCUGCCUGCUUCCCGCGGCCACCCCACGCCCCCUCAGCAUGACAGGAGAGGUGUUUGCAGUGAAGCAGGUGGCGCUGGAUCGCUCCGAUGCUGACUUCAGGGGCGACCACUCCAUCGAACAGCUCAAACAGGAGAUCAUGCUGCUCAGUCGCAUCAACCACCCCAACAUCGUGCAGUACCUCGGCUGUGAGAUUGACGACAAGUACCUGUACAUAUUCCUGGAGUACGUGGAGAUGGGGUCUAUUCUGAACGUGCUGAAGAAGCUGCCAGUGCGCCCCCAUGCGCUGCUCAGCAAGUAUGUGCGGCAGGUGCUGCAGGGGCUCGCCUUCCUUCACUCCAUGGAGUUCGUUCACAGGUCAGCAGCGGGAGGGGAGUGGGGAGGUGGGGGUGCAGGUGCCGCAAGGGCAGGUGAGUGGCAGGUGCUGCAGGGGCUCGCCUUCCUUCACUCCAUGGAGUUCGUUCACAGGUCAGCAGCGGGAGGGGAGUGGGGAGGUGGGGGUGCAGGUGCCGCAAGGGCAGGUGAGUGGCAGGUGCUGCAGGGGCUCGCCUUCCUUCACUCCAUGGAGUUCGUACACCGGGACAUCAAGUGCAGCAACAUCCUGGUGGAUAAGAGCGGCACCAUCAAACUCGCUGACUUUGGGCUCGCCAAGCAUUACUCAGCAUCGUUGGACAUGACAGGCUGCCGGGGCACUGUCUGGUGGAUGGCACCCGAGGUGAUCAACGCAUCAGGCGGAUACGACUGGGCGGUGGACAUCUGGUCGCUGGGCUGCACCGUGAUAGAGAUGGUCACGCUCUGGCCGCCCUGGUUCCACCCCGCCUCCGGCUGCCCCAUCUGGGGCCGCGGCUUCGGCCCUGAAACGGCCUUCAUGAAGAUCGCAGGAACGCAGGUGCCUCCGCCCAUCCCCCCCGGCCUGUCGGAAGAUCUCGCAGACUUCAUCGCCAGCUGUCUGCACCUCGACCCGCGCCGCCGCCCCGCUGCCACUGCCCUGCUGCGCCACCCCUUCGUGCUCGCGCACUCCCCCUACUCCUCCCCUGCAUCAUCACGAAACCCUCAGGUGUACCCGCCGCUUCCCACCACCAUCUCCACCACCUCCCACCGCUCUUCAUCCCACUCCUCUCGCCUCUCCUCGCCCUCCCAGGCCCCCCUUGAGUUCUCUCACAAGCCCCGCUCCUCCUCCCGCUCCUCCUCCUCCCUCAUCUCCUCCCCCUCCCAGGCGCCUGCUCCCUUCCUCUUCCCCCCCUCCUCCUCCAUAAGCCCACAGCUGCAGUCGUCGCGGUGGGCAGAUGUGUCUGCUGCCACGCCUCAUGCACCCACUGCUGAUGCACCCACUGCUGCUUCACUGCUUCACACUCACGCUGUGCCUGCUGCUCCACCUCAGGCUGGGGCUGGGACUGGGGUUGGGACUGGGGCUGGGGUUAGGGCUGGGGCUGGGGUUGGAGUUGGGGUUGGGACUGGGGUUGGGGUUGGUUUGCAAGGAGGUGGGGGGUCUGGUUCCCUGGCCCCCUCACUCCUCAUCUCUUUGCCUCCCUUCCCACUCCAAGCCAACCCCGCUGCAGCUGCUGCCGGCGGUGUAAAGCCAGAGGAGCGGGAGAGAGAGCGGUGGUGGGAGAAGCAUGGAAAGGCUAUGCAACGAGAGGAGAGAGAGAGGGGGUGUGAGGAGGAGGAGGGGGGAAGUGUGCAAGGAGGGCAGGGAGAGGGGGCGCAGCGAGGUGUGAUAGAGGGGGAGCAGAGGGGGCAGGGAGGGGGAGCGCAGCGAAGGCUGUUGGAGGCAGCAGCAAGGGCAGCAGCAAAGGCAGCUAGAGAGUGGAGGGAGGGAGGAAGUGACGUGGCACUGGAUGCUGACCUGGCAGUGGCGCCUUCUGACGGUGAUGGGGAUGGUGGACAUGAGGGGAGAGGUGCAAGUGAGCAGAGUGGGAGAACGAAGUGGGAGGAGAGUGAGAAGAGGAGCGAGAGAGGAAGUGUGACGGGAAGAGGGAGUGAGCGUGAGAGCAGGGAAGAGAGUGGGAGGGAGAGUGGGCGGGAGAGUGGGAGGGAGAGUGGGAGGGAGAGCCGCAGCGGCAGGGCGAGCAGCAGAGCGAGCAGUCGGGGCAGUGAGGGCGCUAGCAGUCCCAGCCACAAGCGGGGCAGGUCAACGCGGGAAGGCAGGUCAACGCGGGAACAUAAGGCAAACCGUGAAGGCAGAUCAUCUGGGGAAGGCAGGUCGCCUAGGGAAAGCAAAUGGCGCUUUCCCCUCUUUGGUAGGUCCAGCAGCUGGGCAGGGGCAGGGCGGAAAGAUGGUGAGGCAGGAGCAGGGCAGAUGGAUGGGGGGCAGGGGACUGGGCUGAAUGGGAAUGGAUGCGAGGCGGCAGGAAAGGGCGAUGAAGAGGGGGGGAAAAGGGGCCGGAUUGGCAUGAGUGUGAGGGAAGGGUUAAAACGGGAUGGAGGGGCGGAGGCAGCACAUGCGGGAGAGAGAGACAGUGUGCUGGGAGGAGGGUUGGAGAGAGAUGGAGGGGGGGAUGAGGCUGAGAGUGAAUCUGCUGCACCUCCCUCCUCUCCCCGCCGACUUACAUCCCCCUCUUCCCCCUCCAACUCCAGAAACAAUCCCGUCCACCACCGCUCCUCACUCAUCCCCCUCCCAGCACCCACCAUCAAAGUCAUGGAUCCCAUUGUACCUCACCCCACCGCACCACAAUCCACUGUACCUCAAUCCUCCGCACUGCAACCCACCGCACCACAACUCACUGCACCGCAUCCAGUUGCCGGUGAGCCAACUCAGAGUGGGCGGGCGGAUGCAGGCUCAGAUGUAGGCCACUCAGAUGGAGAGCGCCGCAGAGUGCCAAGGAAGAACGCUGCAGCUGCAACAGCCCUUCGGAUUGCAAGGUCGAUUUCAGCUUCACAUGUAGAAAGGGAGGAUCUUGCUGCGGCGGCGGCUCAGAUUGGUACAGCGGAAUCAGCCUCAGAUGCAGACAUUACAAGGCAGAGGCAGGGUGGUGGUGAGAAGAAGGGGCGAGAGAGAAUGCGCGAGACAGCGUCCCUGUGGCAGAAGUUCCAGGCGUUGAAGGUGGGGGGAGGGGUGCCCAGUGGGGAAGCAGUGUCACGGCCAAGCAGUGGGGAAGCAGUGUCACGGCCAAGCAGUGGGUCGCAGCAAGGGGAUGCAGAGAGGCGAGGAGAAGCAGCGAGAGCGGGAGGUGUGGAGAGACAGCAGCUGGAAUCGGGGAGAGGGGUGGCAGCAGUGCCACGGCCGACCAGUGCACUUUUCUCAAGGCCGGGCAAUGUGUUGGAGCAGCAAGGCAGUGGGUUUGAGCAGUCUUCUUUUGAGGCGCCGCAAAAGCUGGCAGCAGCGUCACAGUCAACCAGUGCCCUUUUCUCUGUGCCUGACAGUGCGUUUGAGCAGCAAGGCCGAGCAGCGGGGGACACAGAUACAGCAGUGUCAGGGCGGAAUGGCACAUCGGGUUCAGAGCAGGAAGGGGGAUCAGUGAUGCUAGCAGCGGAAGGGGGGGCGAUGGAAGAGUUGGAGGAUGUGCUGGGUCCUCCGAGCAUUGUGGUUCCGCAGAGAAAGAUUCUCAAACACUUCGUGCCGCUGCCCACUGCUGCUUCAGCUGCUUCUGCUGCGUCUGCUGCUGCUGCCGCUGCUGCCCCUCUGCACGCACCUGCUGCACCACUGCCUGCUUUUUCCGCUCCUGCUACUACUGCCACCACGCAGCACUCCUCCUCUGCCUCCCCUGAGACACUGUCCUCGCAACAUUCCCUCUCCCAUUCCACAGCCCUCCCUUCCACUCCCCCCCUUCACACUCCCUUCUGUCCCUCACCUCUUCCCCCCUGCACCGUUCCCCCCCUCACUGCUACCUUCUCGUCCGCCCUUCCCUUCAGUAUCCCCCUCUCCCCCGCCCGUCCCCACCACCGCCCUCCAGCCACCUACUCCCGUUCAAUCAACCCCCCUGCAAUCCAAUCUCCUGCAAUUUUCUUCCCCUCAAGGUGUAACCAGAAGCACAGGCACACACAGCAGUGCGCUUGCAUGCAGCAGCACCUCUGA